This is a messenger RNA of Solenopsis invicta (red fire ant), 2232 nucleotides long. Its product is annotated as fatty acyl-CoA reductase wat-like. The record is from RefSeq and is a predicted model, not a curated record. NCBI's taxonomy places the organism in Eukaryota, Metazoa, Arthropoda, Insecta, Hymenoptera, Formicidae. Gene Ontology annotation, cellular component: peroxisome. Gene Ontology annotation, biological process: long-chain fatty-acyl-CoA metabolic process. Gene Ontology annotation, molecular function: alcohol-forming very long-chain fatty acyl-CoA reductase (NADP+) activity. Bases 721 to 2217 code for a protein of 498 amino acids. The transcript is spliced from 10 exons.
GAAAAAAACUAGAAUUUUUCUGUUUUUUUCCAGAUAUUUAAAAAAAGUUUUUUUUUAACUAUAUUAUAAAUUGAUAUUAUAUCAUAUUUGAAUCAUAGUACAAUAUAUGUAUUAGAUUAAUACAGAAAAGGUGACUUUUGGACAACAAUUCUGCUAAUAAAAAAAAUUCAGACAGACAUAAGAGAGAUGCAGUAUUAGUGAAAAAAAUUUGUAGCGGACUGUAAGCAAAAAAUAUAUGCGUGCGUGCGUGCGUGCGUGCGUGCGUGCGUGCGUGCGUGUGUGUUUGUGUUUGUGAAAUGUAACACGGAGAAACCGAAAAAUUUGAACUGCAAUACAGGGUUUAACAUAUCGUUCACUUAUGCUUUCGUGAGUUGAUAGAGCAAGUUAAACUAAGAAGAAAAGUCCGUUACCAUUUUCAAAAAUUCGCAAUAGUUACCGAGAUAAAAAUUAGUAAAGUCGGCGAAUGAGCACAUAUUUUCCCUACUCACCGCACGCGGGGGCCUGUCGGUCGUCAAACCAUUGGUAGCCGCGGCUGGUGUUGCGGUGAAGAGAGACAAGCAAUGAUUGUUUUACCCGCUUCACCGCACCGCCUACCGCGGCUGACACUGGCUUCAGGUAGCGGUCGAGGAUUCAACGUUCAGUUAGAUUCUAACCACGAAGAAGUGAAGACAAAAAGACCAUUCUCUGUGUUAACUUUUCAUUGUGAUUAGUGAACAAAACAUGGAAAGUGUAAGCCAAAGAACGCCGAUACAAAAUUUUUAUGCUGGACAAUCAAUCUUUAUUACAGGAGGUACCGGAUUUUUUGGAAAAAUCUUGAUUGAGAAACUAUUACGAAGUUGCUCCGACAUUUCUACGAUAUAUGUGUUAAUACGUUCGAAAAAAGAUAAAUGCCCCGAAAGUCGACUAGACGAAAUGUUUGAAAAAACUAUUUUUGAUCGAGUAAGAAAGGAAGUACCCAAUUUCCGUCAAAAAAUCGUGCCGAUUCCAGGUGAUAUAAAUGUUAAAGACUUGGGAUUGUCAGAAAGGAACAAGAAAAUACUACAAAAUAAGGUAUCCAUAAUUUUUCAUAUGGCAGCGAAUGUACGUUUUGACGAAGAAAUCAAAGUUUCUACGUUAAUAAACAUUAACGUUACCGCUACCAUUUUAAAACUGGCAAAACAUAUGACAAACUUAAAGGCACUUAUUCACGUAUCAACUGUAUACGCAAAUUGUCAUGUGGAUCAUAUCGAAGAACGAUUAUACUCAUAUCCUAUUAACCACAAAAAUCUUAUUACGCUCACAAACAGUUUACCCGAAAAGAUGAUCCAGAAGAAAAUAUCCAGAAUUAUUUCACAAUGGCCAAAUACAUAUACAUUCACGAAAGCAAUUGCGGAAGGGCUUCUCCGAGACGAAAACGGAGAUUUACCAGUUGGAAUAUUUCGACCUGCGAUAGUUCUAUCUUGUGCCAAUGAGCCACUUGUUGGCUGGAUGGACAAUAUGUAUGGUCCAGUAGGCACUCUCAUAUCUUCGCUUCUUGGUAUCACAAGAUUUCAUCAUUGCAAUCCCGAUGUCAAAGCAAACAUAGUGCCAAUCGAUUUCACCGUAAAUGCACUAAUUGCUAGUGCAUGGGAUGUUUUUAACCAACGCAGGAGAGGCAGAGACACGUUAAUUUAUAAUUUUGUGUCACCAAUCGACGGCCCUACGUGGAGUGAAUAUAGUACCAUAAUUCUCAGCGCCAAUAAGAUGUACCCCUUAAAUAAUUCUAUAUACUUGCCUUUUAUAAUUUUAGUACGACAUACAAUACUAUAUAAAAUUUGCAUAUUUUUUGGUCACAUUCUUCCGGCUUUCUUUAUGGAUGUUGCAAGCAUCUGUAUAAAAAGGAGUCCAAGAAUGUGGAAAUUGUAUUUGAAGAUUCAUAAAGCUACCAAAGCUAUCAAACCAUUCUGUACUAAAGAAUGGAGAUAUUCCACCGACAAUGUUCAAGCGAUGUGGGACCAUCUCAAUAAGAAGGAUCAACAAUUAUUUAACUUCAACAUGAUAGAAUUUGAUUGGACAAAAUAUCUUAUUGAUCACUAUAUGGGUAUACGCUUGUUUCUACUCAGUGAAAAUGAAAAUACUCUAGAAAUCAGUCGUAUGAAAUAUAAGAGAUUUUAUUGGAUACAUAAAAUAAUGAAAGCUGUGUUUAUCUUCCUUGCCAUUUGGAUUUUCUUCAUUAUAUUUAACAAAGUGUUCGUAUAAUUUUUACAUUUGUAU